This is a messenger RNA of Hibiscus syriacus, 421 nucleotides long. Its product is annotated as cyclin-dependent protein kinase inhibitor SMR13-like. NCBI's taxonomy places the organism in Eukaryota, Viridiplantae, Streptophyta, Magnoliopsida, Malvales, Malvaceae. Gene Ontology annotation, biological process: regulation of DNA endoreduplication. The record is from RefSeq and is a predicted model, not a curated record. Bases 36 to 407 code for a protein of 123 amino acids. The transcript is spliced from 2 exons.
GGCUUCUAUCCAUUCCCUGCAACUCAACAACCUCAAUGGCACCAAGCAGCGGAAGAGGCAAAACAACGAGAAAAGCAAGCAAGCCCAGAAGAAGCAGUUACACGAAGAAGCUUGUAAAGCCCAACAAAAUUAAUACUCAAACGACAUCACCAGUGUCGGAGGAUUUGCGUUCCGAGAUGGAUGGAUUGGAUCAUAAUGGAGUUGAUGAUAUCGCUAAUGCAAGUCCAUGCUCCACACCAAAAGCACAAAGGUUUCGGAUACCAGAGAUCGACACAUGCCCUCCGGCACCGAAGAAGCAAAGAUCACUUCCCUCAAAUUGCUCAUUGCGAAGAACUCCUAUUGCUUUCUUUGCUCCUCCAGAUAUAGAGCUCUUCUUCGUCUGUGCAUUUAGAGACAUCUCAGUCUGAUGAUAAGUUCUAGC